CGGAGUGACUGUCACCAUGGAGACGGACCAAGCAACAUGUAAACUUGGGAAAACUGUCCUCAUGUCUGAUGCGAUUUAUCUUAAGGAGUUACACUCAUUCAGUGGUUCGAUUAUUUGUUAAGAAACAUUGGAAACGUAUUUCUCUUCCUGGAGCCAAAGACAUGUCGCAAAGGAGAUACAACGAGCUGUGGGCAGAUGCUCAGUUAGCGUUGAGCUGCCUGCUAACUGAGGAGCUGCCUGCUGAGCCCCCCCGCCCAGAGAAGGACAGGGUGGUGUUCUUCCAGCGGCUGGCCAUGCUCUAUGUGCGCUACAUCCAAAUCUUCAGACAGCUUGAGGAGAUCUAUGACCAGGUGGUCCACCCUCAGAAGAGACGAGUUAUUCGGGCAAUUCUUGAUGGUGUGAUUGGGAGGGUGUUAGAGCUGAAGAAUGAAAUGGUGGAAAAAGAGUUCUCAGAGUACCACUACAUGGAUGAUAUCCUUCAUGAUUUAAAGCUUACACCUGAAGCCCUGGAGAUCCCCAUCCCUCGCUAUUUCAUCAGUGAACGCGGCAAGGAACUCCAAAAAAGAACGACUAUGCUGACCGAUAUUCUUAAAAUGGUUGAGGUUACUGAAAGCCCAGAACCUCUGAUGGCCAAGGACAUGAGUCAAGAGAAGGCCAUUAAGAUCAUUCAAGUGGCAGAGAGGGCCCGACAAGGACGCCUGAGGGCCAAGUUGAAUGAAGAGAGCAGAAACAUGAACAGGAUGUACCGGACCAAGGACCCUGGAACAGAAGCCAUUGAGUCGGCCACAGUCUGCAUACAGAAGGUGUGGAGGGGCUUCAUGCAGAGGAAGAGGACAAAGAUUGUUAGGGAAGAAGAAAUGAUUUUCCUGGGAAUGGCCAUGGAUCCAAAAUUCCAGGCGCCUAGCCCCGCAGAAGUCGCUGCCCUGUCCAGUGAGGCUUGCACAAAGAUUAAACAGGAGGAGCACUGUGAGGACUACCAGAAGUCUUUAGUGUCUGUCACAAACCAACUACGAGAUGUAGAGGGUGAUGAUAUCAGCAAGACCAUGAAAGAGCAGAUCCGACAGUGGUUCAUUGAAUGCCGUGAUACCACAGGAUCCUUUCCAGACUACCCCGAUGAAGAGGACGGAGGCUCAGCCCUGAUUUUUGCUGAAAAGAACCCUAAGCAGUUAUUGGAAGAAAUUGCUGCAAAGGAAGAGGAGGAUUCCAACAACAAACCAAAAGGGAAGGAGGAGAAGAAGGAAAAGGGGAAAAAGGAAAAGGGAAAGGAUGAUGAGGAAGAAGAGGAGGCAGGGUUGAAGAUGCUGCCUUCAGCUUUUCUGCCAGACUUGGAAAUGGAAAACAAAAUCUUUGAAGAUUUUUGGAAAAACAGAAAUGAGACCAGAAACUUCAGUCAGAGGCAUGAGGUGGAGCUGAUCAAGGAGGAAAGGAGGAAGAUUAUUGAGGCUGAGAUUCGAGUGAAGGUAGACGAGCAGAUGAGACAAGAGCUGGCUGAAUGGAAGCUAGCUGUGGAUAAAGAUAAGGGUGGGAAAACCAAAGCGAAUGCUAAGAAAAAGAAAGGCUCUAAGAGUGGGAAGAAGAAGAAAAAGGAGAAAGAUUUAACAGCUGACAGGACUCUGGAGUCUCUGUGUCAGGAGCUGGUGGAAGAGGGCUUGUUGAAGCAGGCUAAUGACGUUAGGCUGCACGAUUACAUGGGUGACUAUAGCUACCUUGGGACCACACUUAGGCAAAAUGACAUCGAGCCCAUGCCAUCAUUGUCGGAUGUGCGGCAGGUCUUAUCUCUAUAUGCCGUUUUACCUUUAGGCUCUCAGUAUGUACAUGAGAAGGCCCCUCUGAUAAAGGCCAUCCUACUGGCAGGGCCCGAAGGAGUGGGUAAGAAGAUGUUGAUCCAUGCAAUCUGCCAGGAGACCGGAGCCAACCUGUUCGAUCUGUCCCCUCUGAACACGGCAGGAAAAUACCCGGGCAAGAGUGGCCUAGCCAUGAUGCUUCACAUGGUUUUUAAGGUUGCAAGAUUGCUGCAACCUUCAGUAAUAUGGAUCGAAGAUGCAGAAAAAAUGUUCUACAAGAAGGUUCCCAAGGAAGAAAAAGAGUUAGAUCCCAAGCGCUUAAAGAAAGACCUACCGAAGUCUCUGAAGCUGAUCAAAGGGGAGGAUCGUGUUCUGAUAGUGGGAACAACUAAAGACCCUCUGAGUGCCGAUAUCAAAUCACUUUGUAAAAUGUACAGCAAAAUUAUUCUCAUCCCAAGACCGGACUACGGCUCAAGAUACAUCUUGUGGAACCAACUGAUCAGGAAGCGGGGCGGGGAUGUGACCAGGUCGCUGGACCUCGGCUCUCUUGCGAAGAUUUCUGAUGGCUAUACACCAGGUCACAUGGUCCAGGUGAUCCAGAGCAUCAUCACCAAGCGUCGCAUCCUGCAGCAGGCGAACAGACCGCUAACGGCUGCAGAGUUUGUUGCUCCAUUAGCCAAGAUAGACCCUGUGUUCCAGGAGGAAGAAGAGGCCCUCAAAAACUGGUAUGCAAAGACCCCUCUGGGAAAGAAGAGGAUUAAAGCAGCGACAGGAAAGGAAGAAGAGGAGGCACCAGUCAAAGGCAAAGAUGCAAAAAAGAAAGGGAAGAAAUAGUUUAACAUGUUUUUGACACAACUGAAUGUAGUUGGAUAUUUUUGAAGCUUGUAUGUGAUUUGUAUUCUGUUGACUUUCCCAUUUACUUACAAUAAAAUUGAUAGAAAAUGUGAAAAGCAGUCAUUUUGUCUUUCUUCUGUCAACAAUUAGGGCUGACGGUAAAAGUAGGAUUUCCACUAAAAAAUACAAUUUGAGGUAACAAUGUGCAAUAAAAAUCUUACUUCGGUACAUAAGUACUAGCAUCAAAUAUACUUAAAAUACCAAAAGGAAAUUAUACAUUUUGCAGACUAUCAAAUUGCAGGUCAUAUUUAAAAAAGAAAAAAGGCACUAAAAUCCUAAAUGAACAGUUGUGUAAAGUGUAUUAAUACAUUUUGACAUUAAAAUUAAGUCACUGGAUUUAAUUGAUAUCAAAUAAAUGAAUUCAUAAAUACAGUUAAAAAGACAGACAUCUAAAAAGCCUCAGUUAUCAAAUAAGUGCGGUUAAAAAAAAAGAAGAAUAUCUCAGUUUUUGAGACACUUGUUUGUAUUUAUUUAUUUUCAUUUUUCUAAAUUUUGUUUUCGCCGUUUACAUUUGACUUAUUUUUCUAUUAAAUAGGAACACGAUUUAAUCAGACGAACAGAAUCAUUUCAAAGUACCUGCACAUUUACUUGAUGAUCAAUGCUUACAUUUCCAAAUAUCUUUAAAUACAAUCAUAUUUAUUCAUGUAUUAUAGUACAGCAGGGGUGUCCAAACUUUUUUCACCAAGGGCCACAUACAGAAAAAUAUACG
Molecule: messenger RNA, 3387 nt
Organism: Eleginops maclovinus (Patagonian blennie)
Lineage: Eukaryota; Metazoa; Chordata; Actinopteri; Perciformes; Eleginopidae
Exons: 19
Coding region: 69-2618 (849 amino acids)
Molecular function (GO): ATP binding; ATP hydrolysis activity; protein binding
Source: RefSeq, a predicted model, not a curated record